This is a messenger RNA of Corticium candelabrum, 1620 nucleotides long. RefSeq names its product N-sulphoglucosamine sulphohydrolase-like. The transcript is spliced from 14 exons. Bases 12 to 1472 code for a protein of 486 amino acids. Gene Ontology annotation, molecular function: glycosaminoglycan binding; N-acetylglucosamine-6-sulfatase activity; N-sulfoglucosamine sulfohydrolase activity. Lineage: Eukaryota; Metazoa; Porifera; Homoscleromorpha; Homosclerophorida; Plakinidae. The record is from RefSeq and is a predicted model, not a curated record. Gene Ontology annotation, biological process: glycosaminoglycan catabolic process; heparan sulfate proteoglycan catabolic process.
CCUCUAGCACUAUGGCUGGCUCGAUUUUGUUGUUUGGGUGUUUACUGGCGGUGUCACAAGGCUGCUACAACAAAAAGAACGUCUUAUUUCUUAUUGCUGAUGAUGGCGGUUUUGAAGCAUCAGUGUACAACAACAGUGCUAUAAGGUCUCCUAACAUUGACGCUCUGGGAGCUAUGAGUACGAUAUUUGACAGAGCAUUUACGUCUGUGUCAAGUUGCAGUCCCAGCCGUUCUGCGAUUUUAACUGGAAUGCCAACACACCAGAAUGGAAUGUAUGGUUUGGAGCACGCUACACACCACUUCAGAUCAUUUGAUGACGUCAGAAGUCUUCCAAUGCUUCUUGCAUAUGCGGGAUACAGGACAGGAAUUAUUGGCAAGAAGCAUGUAGCCCCGGAAGCUGUUUAUCCAUUCAAUUUUUCAAAAACUGAAUUUGAUGACCCAGGAAUGAGUCGUCAGUUUGGAAGGAACAUUACAUUAAUCAAAGAACUGGCAGACAGUUUUCUUGAUGAGUGUCAACACGACUCAAGUCCAAUUUUUCUUUACAUUGGGUUUCGAGACCCUCAUCGUUGUGGUGGGGCUGCUGGCUCAUUUUGUGAAGUGUGGGGAUCAGGAGGAGAUAACGGAGUCAUACCAGACUGGAAACCACAAUACUACCAACCUGAGGAAAUUAAAGUGCCCUAUCACGUUCCAGACACACCUGCAGCUCGUGAUGAUCUGACAAAGCAAUACACUAGUAUCAGUCGUAUGGAUCAAGGCAUAGGGCUCCUAAUUGAAUCAUUCAAAAAACAUGGACUUCUGAACAGCACGCUUAUUGUUUAUUUUAGUGACAAUGGGAUUCCAUUUCCUGCUGCGAAGACUAAUCUGUAUGAAUGUGGUAUGGGAGAACCGUUAUUUGUCUACAGUCCAACAGCUAAAGCUCAGGGGAUUCACAGUCGAGUGUUGGCCAGUUCACUUGAUCUUGUGCCUACAGUCUUGGACUGGUCGGAUGUCAAAUAUCCUUCGUACAAACUCAAUGGAAUGGAAGUAAACCUUACUGGACACUCUUUGCUGCCUGUUGUAGAGGGUCACGCUGAUCCUAAGGAUUAUGACACUGUCUUUGCUUCCCAUCAAAUGCAUGAAGUCACAAUGUAUUAUCCAAUGCGAGUCAUACAUCAAGGUUCUUACAAACUCAUUCUGAAUAUUGCUAAUAAUCUUAGUUACCCAAUUGCUGAGGAUCUUUAUGGCAGUGAGACUUGGCAGGAUGUUUUGAAACGUGAAGCGCAAGGUCAAGCUCAGCACUGGUACCGAACAAUUAAUCAAUAUUACUUUAGACCUAAAUGGGAAUUAUUCAACCUGGAAAGUGAUCCAAUGGAGCUGCAUAAUUUAGCUGAUGACACAGCUCACACAGAAACUCUUCAAUCCCUUCAACAACAGCUCAAGACAUGGCAGCAUAAGACAAACGAUCCUUGGAUGGUCAAGUACACCCACGAAUGAACAACUGACUGAUUUCUCAACUCCAACAAUGUUGUAACAGUUUUUUUGCAAUUUUAGUUUUUGACGGUGGUUGUUUGGCCAUUAUAGUGAGACUUUCGAACUGGAAGUAUACGUGGCUGGUGCUGAAGCGUUUAAGUGUUAGACUCGA